This is a messenger RNA of Gracilinanus agilis (Agile Gracile Mouse Opossum), 1011 nucleotides long. RefSeq names its product paired box 7 (gene PAX7). Lineage: Eukaryota; Metazoa; Chordata; Mammalia; Didelphimorphia; Didelphidae. The transcript has 6 exons. Gene Ontology annotation, biological process: anatomical structure development; regulation of transcription by RNA polymerase II. Bases 1 to 1011 code for a protein of 336 amino acids. The record is from RefSeq and is a predicted model, not a curated record. Gene Ontology annotation, molecular function: RNA polymerase II cis-regulatory region sequence-specific DNA binding; DNA-binding transcription factor activity, RNA polymerase II-specific.
AUGACGGAGAAAGACCCGUCUCCCGGGCUCCGCCAGCCUUCCUCCCGGAUGCUCCUGGACCCAGAGUUUCGCCUUCCAGGAAACCGCCUGGACGAAGGGUCCGAUGUGGAGUCCGAGCCUGACCUCCCGCUAAAGCGGAAGCAGCGCCGCAGCCGGACCACCUUCACGGCCGAGCAGCUGGAGGAGCUGGAGAAGGCGUUCGAGAGAACCCACUACCCUGACAUCUACACCCGGGAGGAGCUGGCCCAAAGGACCAAGCUGACAGAGGCCCGCGUCCAGGUGUGGUUCAGUAACCGCAGAGCCCGGUGGCGUAAGCAGGCAGGAGCCAAUCAGCUUGCAGCAUUCAACCACCUUCUCCCGGGAGGCUUCCCGCCCACAGGCAUGCCCACGAUUCCGCCAUAUCAACUGCCGGACUCCACCUAUCCCAGUACCACCAUUUCCCAAGAUGGGGGAAGCACGGUGCACCGGCCCCAGCCCCUGCCACCAUCCACCAUGCACCAGGGUGGGCUGGCUGCUGCUGCUGCGGCCGCUGACACCAGCUCUGCCUAUGGGGCUCGCCACAGCUUCUCCAGCUACUCGGACAGCUUCAUGAACCCAGCGGCCCCCACCAACCACAUGAAUGCAGUCAGCAGUGGGCUAUCUCCCCAGGUGAUGAGUAUCCUGAGCAACCCAAGUGGGGUACCCCCCCAACCCCAGGCUGACUUCUCCAUCUCUCCACUGCAUGGGGGUCUGGACACCGCCAACUCCAUCUCGGCCAGUUGCAGCCAGCGCAGUGACUCUAUCAAGUCUGUGGACAGCCUCCCCACUUCGCAGUCCUACUGCCCCCCUACCUACAGCACCACUGGCUACAGUGUGGAUCCUGUGGCUGGCUACCAGUAUGGCCAGUAUGGACAGACUGCCGUUGACUAUCUGGCAAAGAAUGUGAGCCUGUCCACACAGCGUCGGAUGAAGUUGGGCGAGCACUCAGCUGUGCUGGGGCUCCUGCCUGUGGAAACGGGUCAAGCAUACUAA